This is a messenger RNA of Brachypodium distachyon (stiff brome), 3274 nucleotides long. RefSeq lists its product as uncharacterized. Lineage: Eukaryota; Viridiplantae; Streptophyta; Magnoliopsida; Poales; Poaceae. Gene Ontology annotation, molecular function: protein binding. The coding region runs from base 976 to 3165 and encodes 729 amino acids. The record is from RefSeq and is a predicted model, not a curated record. The transcript has 6 exons.
CUUUUCCGGGCCGCCCGCCGCAAGAACCGCACGGUCCGGGAGGCUUUGACUCCCAACCAAUGGGCUACCGACCUGAACCUUGCUUCAUUCACCCCAACCCACAUCAGGGAGUUCAUCGACCUCUGGAUCAGGCUUCAGAACCGUGUGCUGCUUCCGGAUACGCCAGACAGCAUCGUCUGGACCCUCACGCCGAACGGGAUCUACUCGACCAGUUCUGCUUAUAAAGCACAAUUCUUCAGUGCCACGGCUUGCAACUUCCACCGCCUCAUCUGGUCGUCUUGGUCCGACUAGCGAGCAUUUUGCCUUAGCUUUGUCCUCUUUUUCUUUCCUUUUUCUUUGACUUCGGUCAACAAUGUUUACUCCUUCUUGAUCAAUAUAUAGGCAAAUCUUUUGCCUCGUUUCAAAAAAAAAAGUUUAUAUGCAUGUUAUAAUUGCUACGUAGUAUUUCUCUCAAAGACUCGAUAACAAGCUAGUUAGAGAUUUUAACGGGUUACUGAAACCGGACCGAACUCUAAAGUCAAUACUACUUUAUCUGUCCAACAAAGGAUGUUUCAACUUUGACUAAAUUUGAAUCCAGUUCGAGGGUCAAACUGUUGGUAAAACCUAGAUAGUAGUCCGACUUGAAUACUUGAUCAAAUAGGUAACAAGUUAGAUAUCGUUCCAAAAAAAGGAAACCAGACCUAACUCACCCACCCUUGACCCUCGUCCUUUAUAUUUCUUUUCGGAGAUAUCCACCCAAGCUAUAUAUACUUUUGUUUAGAUCUAGUUGGGAGCCGAGAGUUCGAGAAAGAGCACGGCAUACUUGGAUGGACGUGUUACCCGACGAGUUAAUUUGCUUGUUAUAUUCGUUGUUUCUUUGAUGUUCCGGACGUACGGAGUGAAACCGGACCGAACUCUAACCCACCUGCUAAUUUGAGAUUGAUUGGGCUCCUAUAAUUACUCGUACGUAAUUGCCAAACGAAACGAACUGACGGCAUGGAUGUGUUGCCCGACGACAUGGUGGCGAGCGUCCUCGGCCGUCUGGACCCCUCCAGCCUAGCCGGCUGUCGUUGCGUGUGCAAGGCGUGGCGCGCCACCGUGGACGCCCACCGCCUGCUGCGCAAGGACCUCCUGCCGCUCUCCCUCGCCGGCAUCUUGGUCCUCUACCCCACCGACAUCGGCUUCGACGUGGCCCCGACAUUCUUCUCCCGCCCGGCCUCCAUUGACGGGAACCGCAGCUACCUGGACACCUUCAGGGCCGACGACACCGACUGGUCAGGACUCACGUGCCACUGCUGCGGCCUCCUCCUAGUCCGCGAUGGCGUCGUCAACCCCGCCACGAACCAGUGGGCGCGCCUGCCACCUUACCCCCACGAACCGACGCCGGGCAACAAGAGCUUCUUCCAGUGCCCCUUCCUCGCCUUCGAUCCUACUAUCACACCGGUUUCGUCGUCUCCGCAACACUUUGAGGUGUUCUUCAUGCACUGCCUUCGCCACGGCCGGUACUCGAACAGGACCGAAGUAGACCUUGAGAACCCGGGCUCGGAGUGGCCGCCGUCGCCUUUCGUCAUGAGCGCCUUCUCAUCGAAGACAUGGCGCUGGGAGGAGAGGUCUUUUGCCAGGGAAGGGAGGGCUCUACGGUCCAUCGCAAGGGUAAUGCCGUUUUUGCAACGGAUGAAUACCUGUCAUGUUUCCGUGUAUUGGCGCGAACGGCUCUACGUCUACCACAUAUAUUUUAUAACCAGGUAUGUGUACAAUGUUUUAUUGGACUUGGAGGAUAAUAAGUACCGGGUAAUCGAACUCCCCCCGAUUAAUAAAGCAUGCGGAAAUAUUUAUCCAUAUUUCGGGAAAUCCGAGAAAGGCGUCUACUAUGGGUUUGUCUAUGGUUUGUGCAAACUUCAGGUUUGGCUUCUCGAUGAAUCAACUCAUCAGACGACUGGCCAUUGGAUUUUGAAGCAUGACAUCGACCUCGAGCCUUUGCUGGAAAAUUUUCCUUGGAAACAUGGUGAUGGACCUUGGUCUGAGAAAGCUACACUAGAGAAAGAAGAGAAACCAGAAUGGGAUUCAGACAACGACGAUGGCAUUACUACUACUGCUACUGUUACUCGACCGUGGACGCCCACCGCCUGCUGCGCAAAGACCUCCUGCCGCUCUCCCUCGCCGGCAUCUUCGCCGACUACUCCUCCCGAGUCCGGCGAGUACAAUCCCACGAUAUUCUUCUCCCGCCCGGACUCCAUUAACAAUCCUCCCAUCGACGGGGACACCAGCUACCUCGACAUCAUGGGCCACUGCAACGGCCUCCUCCCCCUCUUUGGGGCCGUCGCCAACCCCGCCACACGGCAGUGGGCGUGGCUGCCGUAUUACCCUUUCGACUAUCCAUGGCUCAACGAGGACUUCCUCCAGCGUCCCUUCCUCGCCUUCGAUCCUACCACUACGACUGAGCUAGACCCUGCCAACCCGGGCUCCGAGUGGCCGCCAUCGCCCUUCGUCAUGAGCGUCUUCUCGUCGAGGACAUGGCGCUGGGAGGAGAGGUCUUUUGUCAAGGAUGGAAUGGCUCUACGGUCCAUCACAAGCGUGGCGCCAUUUCUGGAACGGGUGUCGUCCCGCCAUGAUGCCGUGUAUUGGCGCGGACACCUCUACGUCUGCCACAUAUAUUUUAUUAUGAGAAUAAACUUAGAGGACAGCAAGUACCAGGUUUGGUUUCUUGAUGAAUCAACUCAUGGGACGCAUGAGUGGACGUUGAAGCAUGAUAGCGACCUCGACCUCGAGCCCUUGCUGGGAAAUUUCCCUUGGAAACAUGGUGAUGGACCUUGGUCUGUACAAGGUCAUUCUGUCAAUGCUGAAGCUACACUAGAGAAAGAAGAGAAACCAGAAUGGGAUUCAGACAAGGAUGAUGGUAUUAGCAUUGCUACUGAUGCUGAUGAUAUUAUCUGGAAAGGAUUUAGUAUUUCCAUACUUGGAUUUCAUCCUUACAAAGAGAUUGUCUUUUUGUACACAUCAUCCGACAGAGUAAUGGCCUAUCAUCUUAAUAGCUCCAAGGCUGAGGAUCUCAUUUCUUUACCUUUAGACCUCUUUGAUUAUGACAUGCAAAUGCAAUUAGGGUUGUCUUUUACAUACACCCCUUGCUGGAUGGAGAUCAACUGCUUGAGAGAGACCAGCGUCGAUCGAGCUCUAGGUCAGCUGUAGCAUGUAUUAAUUGCUUGGAACAUGUUGUCUAGUUAUGGUUGAUUGUUUGAGAGAAGUUGUUGGACUCGUUUGACCUUUUGUAUACAAGCGUAAAAAAGAUAAUUUCCGA